Messenger RNA from Lates calcarifer (barramundi perch), 2762 nucleotides. Its product is annotated as FERM domain-containing protein 7. Gene Ontology annotation, cellular component: cytoskeleton. Bases 186 to 2546 code for a protein of 786 amino acids. The record is from RefSeq and is a predicted model, not a curated record. NCBI's taxonomy places the organism in Eukaryota, Metazoa, Chordata, Actinopteri, Centropomidae. The transcript has 12 exons. Gene Ontology annotation, molecular function: cytoskeletal protein binding; guanyl-nucleotide exchange factor activity.
GGAGGAUGAAGAGGGUGGUGGUGGAGGUGAUGAUGAGGAUCGCGUGAAGCCGUUUCUCUUGGCGUGCCGCUGCCUCGCGAGGAUUUACUCUGACGAUGACGGAUGUUAUGAAGGAUUACAGCUGUUUUUAUUCUUCCUCCUGAAAGAGAGAGAGAGAGGAGAGGGGGAGAGAGGGGGAGAGAGGGAUGGGUGACCGUCACCGGCGGACCCGGAGACUCGGGAGCCUCUCGACCAAGCCCCGGGUCUCCAAGGAGACGAAGCUCCGGCUGCGCGUGAUCUUUCUGGAUGACAGCGAGCGCACGUUCGAGGUGGAGCAAAAGGUUUUAGGAGGCGACUUCUUCAACAAAGUGUGUGGUCAUCUCAAACUGCUGGAGAAGGAAUACUUUGGACUGGAGUUCAGACACCACAGCGGCAACUAUGUUUGGUUGGAGCUGCUGAAGCCACUGGCCAAACAGAUUAAAUACACCAAUGAUCUUUUCUUCAGGUUUAUAGUCAAGUUCUUUCCACCAGACCCAGGGCAACUUAAGAGAGGCCUCACCAGGUAUCUUUUUGCCUUACAGAUAAAGCAGGACUUGUCCAACGGCAGUUUGACCUGUAAUGACAACAGCGCCGCCCUGCUGGUCUCUCACAUAUUGCAGUCAGAGCUAGGGGACUAUGACGAGGAGCUGGAUUGUCACCAUUUAGAGAUGAAGCAGUACGUCCCCAACCAGGAAUAUCUAGACCACAAGAUCAUCAAGUUCCACAAGAAACACAGAGGUGUGUCUCCAGCAGACUCGGACAUCCACCUGCUCGAGGUGGCGAGGAAGCUGGACAUGUACGGCAUCAGGCCUCAUCCGGCCCACGACGGAGAGGGAAUGAGGAUCAACCUGGCUGUCACACACUCUGGAGUACUGGUCUUUCAGGGAAACACCAAAAUCAACACUUUUAGCUGGGCGAAAAUCCGCAAACUGAGCUUCAAACGCAAGCAUUUUCUCAUCAAACUACACGACAAAGUUGGGCCGUCAUGUAAGGACACGCUGGAGUUCUGCAUGGCCAGUCGUGAUGUAUGUAAAUCGUUCUGGAAGAUGUGUGUAGAGUACCAUGCCUUCUUCAGACUGGCUGAGGAACCAAAGGCAAUACACAAAACACUGCUGUCCUGUAAGGGCUCCAGCUUUAGAUACAGUGGGCGGACACAGAAGCAGCUGCUGGAGUGUAUGGGAUCAGGGGAAAAGAAGCCUUCACAUUUUGAGAGGACUUAUUGUCAGUCAGACUACGAUCCCAGACAGUGUCGAUCGUCUCCCGAUCUCCUCACCGACGUCUCCAAACAACUGUAUGAGCACUCACAUCCCUUCCCCCGGUCGGGUCAUGUGAUGGCCUUGGCAGUCCGCAGUCAGGACGAAUUGGACCCACAUCAGCGAGGUGUAGACGACAUCGAAAUCGGUGGAGGAGGGGCUAAACGCAGCCAAUCAUCUGUUGAGGUUACCCAGAGGUCCUAUCCUCUCUCCCAAGUCACUCCCCUCUCUCCCUCUCUCCACCAAGCAACCCCCUCCCCCAAGAUGAGGUCAGCUUCAACAUCUGUGAUGGAGGACAUGAGGGGUGGACGCAUCGGGGCACAGCGCCAAGCCCAAAGGUUAGCCGGAGUUUAUGGCAACCGAUCACGACGUCGGCCCAAUCCUCAACCACACCCGGACGCCGCACAGCAGUUGGUUCUUCUUUACCCAAACAGUCCUGCCUACCAGUAUCACCCAAUCCUCCCAACGUUCCCAUUAGCUGGUUCCUCGCCACUCAACCGUCACCCCUACUUGACGGACUAUGUUGCUGUUUCCUCACUGGAGCGUUUCCCACAUGCAAGGAGGCGGGAUUAUGUGACAAUGGAUGGCCUAUCACGGCCAUCUUUCUACCCGCUAAGCCAGGAUUCGCCAUCUGUUUCGCCAAUCAGGAGAAACCUCCGUCCCACUGGCUCAGGUGGACUAGGAUUGGCCAGGGUUUACCAGCCGGGAAGCAAUGGAACAAGGCUCCUGGGCAUUGGACAAACAGAGGCAGGGCAUUACAGUGACGACUCCAAUUUCCUCCCGGGGCUGCCUCGCCGUGUAGCUAGCCAACCAGACGUCAAGUUCCACCUCUCAAGGAGUUCAAACCCUGCCUUUAACCCUGCCUCAGAGUUUCGUCCACUUGGUUACUACCCCCAUCUGACACGGCCCUCCAGACCCACCUACCUCCCACUAAACUCCUCCCCUCUGCCUGAACGCCCCACCUCCCUAUGCAUGAUCGGAGGCACCUCGGGGAGCUAUAGUGACUCAGACCCAGAGGUUUUCUACCCAUAUUACUGCCCACCACCACCACUGGGAAAGAUGGUACGGUCCGCUGGACUAGCCAGAAUGAGGUUUUCCUCUGGGAGCCUCCAACUGGACGAGGAGGAAGAGGGGGAGGAGGAAGAGGAGGAUGAUGGAGGAGCAAAGGACAAGGCAAAAAAAGAAUUAAAGGGUGAAGAGGACAAUAAAGAAAGAACAGGAGGAAAAGACGAGAACCCUAAAGGUGCUGCGAAGAUUACAGAGGUCACACUGUAGAUAGAUGAAAACAUUUUAAACAGUAGAAACAGUGCAAAGGGUCAUGACAUGAUCACUUUCAAAACUAGCAGCACAGACUGUAGAUAAAAAAGACAGUUGUGAUAAGUAUGGUGGUUUUGUAUGUAUGAGAAGUGAAUUCUUUUUGAGGUGUACUGGCAGAUGAAAUGUACUGUUUUUGCCUUGUUUUAGUAAAAAAACCUCAGCUUCUGAAAACUA